Apis cerana (Asiatic honeybee) is the source of this 2522-nucleotide messenger RNA. RefSeq lists its product as uncharacterized. Gene Ontology annotation, biological process: axonemal central apparatus assembly; cilium movement. Lineage: Eukaryota; Metazoa; Arthropoda; Insecta; Hymenoptera; Apidae. Gene Ontology annotation, cellular component: axoneme. The record is from RefSeq and is a predicted model, not a curated record.
AAGAACGAGUAAAAAGUCUGAUCAUCGUCGUAUUAUUUAUUGUAUCGUACAAAAUGAAAAUUCUCGAAUAAGUUUACAAAAAAAAAAAAUUGAGUCACAGGGCACACGAGUAUUUCUACACGGCACUGAAACUCUUUCUCACUGCAUGACCGAUCGAAAACUCGGCUACCGCGGUUGCCUGCGUACAGGCGUUUUCAGAUACCAAAUUACUUAUAAUUUGAAAAAUAAACGAAGCGACCAGGCUCUAAUACACUUUGCUCCCCUUUCCCUUUCCCCCCAUCUUGGUAUCCUUAUUUAUUAAUAAACAACGAAUUAUCCAGAAAUUUUCAGUUGGAGGAAGACAUAAAGAAAACUCUGUUGCACUAUUACAAUAUGAAGGAAAUACUGCUGCCUCUAAAGAAGCCUGGCGAUCCGAUGAUACCAUGGCAGUUGAUGAAAUUUUACAAAGAGAUAUUGAACGAAAUGGCCCAGUCGUUAAUUACGGACAAGAUGGAGGAAGAGGAUCGAUUUGGCGAGGAAUUUUUCGCGUUCGAGAGCGUCGAGAAGGACACGAUGAAGAAGAGCGAGAAGAGAGGGUACAAGUUAAAGAAGAGAAAGAAACGGAGGACGAAUCAGUCCGUGCAGAGUAAGAAAACGAGUGUUCGUGGAUCUAGUCGUCGUCGAAAGAAGAACGAGAUUGCCAGCGAUUUGUCCACCACGGAUUCCGAAAGGAGAAACUGUCCUACCUUUUCAAUUUUUGAUGAAACUCUGCUGAGCGAUAUUCCCCUACCCACGACCGAUCCCGAGGAAAUUCAACGUCUUCUCUUCUGUUACAUCGACAAUCUCCAUAAGAAUCCAGAUUUACGGUCGAAAAUGAAAGAUCCGGUGAAAGAACUUUUCGAGAGCGUGGAGAAAAAAUCGGAAAUCGAUAUUCCAGAUUUGGAAAAGAGAUUGCCCGAGAAGAAAGUGUGCAUCGUUUUCCAUGGAGCACCUUUUACGGAGUAUCAAGAGACUGCGUGCAGAAGCGCCAAAGUCUUGGGAAUUCCUGUUCUCGAUAUCGAUAAAGGGAUCACCGAAAUAAUCGCGUUCAACAAGAGCACGUGCGCGAUUCAGCUUCGACAGAUCAUCGACGACGUCCAUCAAAAAUACAUCGAGGCUUUCGAGAAAUGGAAGCAACACUUGGAGCAGGAAAGCACCGAGGUCGAAUCAGAGUCGAGCAAAAAGGCGUCGACCAAAGAAACUUCGAGUAGAAAAAAGAUUUCUCGGAAAGAGAAAGCAUCGAAAAAUUCACCGAAGAAGAACAUGUCGUCUCCUAUAUCCACUAAGAAAGUCGAUACUGAAGUGUCGGUACUGCAAGAGGCGAUCAUUCGGAUUCUCCCGGAUCCUGACCCCAUGACGGAAUUUUCUAAAAUUCCACCCAGCGAGAAAUUGGAGUUGCUCGACCCUUUGACCAGAUACGAGUACAAGAUUCAAACUAUUUUGUUGCUCGAGAAGAUCCUCGAUCUUCGUGAAUCGCCCAAAGUGAAAGGGAAGAGUCCGAGGAAAAAGGAGGAAACCGUUUCUUUCUCGUUCCGCGACAUUGAUCCCGAAUUAAUAGCUGAAGUUCUUCAACAGAGGUUCUUUAUUAUGAUUUUUAAGAGGGGGAAAUUGGAAGAAUUAUUAAACAUUCGAGAUGAAACGAUUCGCAGAUUGUCUUCGGAGGAUUUCAAGCGAGGUUUCGUCGUGCAAAGUUUGAAGAGCAAUUUCUUCCAAAAUAACAUAUUGGACGCUUUGCUCGCUGUAUUACGGAUCAUCGGUUACAUCGAAUACUUCCUGUUCGUCACGUUUCUUAACUCGAUGUCUUGCUACGACAACAAAGUCGAGCAACGUACGAAAGAAAUCGAGAAAGAAAUGCCCGAUCCGAAGCAAAGGAUACGAGAAAUCGACGAGAUGUCGGCAUCCGAGUACGAUCAACUUUCCAACGAGGAUAAGAAGAUGUAUAUAAAUACCAUUCUACCCCGUAAAAGGGAGGAAGCGGCUCGCAGGCGAACUCGAUUUAUGGAACGAAUGAUAGAACGUACAAAGAGGAAGGAAGUUUCGAAAAUAAAGAUAUCCAAACGGGUAUCGAAACGAAGCACGAAACCGUUGAAGACAAUAAGGGAAGAAGCAUCCCCUACAACCAAGUCCAAAGUGCCACGAAGCGCUAGAUCCAGAGACGUGGGUGCUUCCGACACGGGGAUCCGAGAGGUAACAGAUUCCAAUAUUUUGCAACAAUUAUCGUGCAAAAAUACAUCUAUAUAGGUGCCCCUCAAUAAUUUCCACAUAUGGUACGUGAAAUCCAACGAUCCUUGGGAGAGGACGAUGUACGACGUGGUCGUUUCUCAAAUGGGCGAAAAUACCUCGGCAAAGCUUGCCAUUCGUAAGUUGAGUCAACCAUUCGAACCCCGUUGCGACGCGUGAAAUUAACGUAUGUUGGAUCAACGUAGCUGUCGAGGUGGCACCCGAGCCGGAUCUUCGACCGAAAAUAUAUUCCAUUAUCAGAUGGACGUGUAUCGAGAAACGAG